This is a messenger RNA of Hibiscus syriacus, 723 nucleotides long. Its product is annotated as pectinesterase inhibitor 3-like. The coding region runs from base 61 to 621 and encodes 186 amino acids. The transcript has a single exon. Gene Ontology annotation, biological process: negative regulation of catalytic activity. Gene Ontology annotation, molecular function: enzyme inhibitor activity. Lineage: Eukaryota; Viridiplantae; Streptophyta; Magnoliopsida; Malvales; Malvaceae. The record is from RefSeq and is a predicted model, not a curated record.
UCUCCCCGACAAGCUAAGCACAUAACACUCACUCACUCACUCACUCACCACCAUUUGACAAUGGAAAGCCCUUUCUUUCUCCUAACGGUCCUCCUAUUACUCUCCAGCUCCGCCGCCGUCGAAUCGAAGCCUGGUGCAUCUAAUGAUCUGGUCCGUUCAUCAUGUGUCAACGCCAGCUAUCCAAGCCUCUGCUUCCGGACCCUUUCUUCCUACUCCGGCCCGGCCAACACCCCACGUGACUUGGCCCAAGCAGCCGUCAAAGUCAGCCUGUCCCGAGCCCGGAAGGUGUCAACCUUCUUGAGGACGAGGGUGACAGGGAAGGGCAAGAGGGAACGAGUAGCACUGAGUGACUGCGUGGAGCAGAUAUCGGAGUCGAUGGAGGAGUUGAGCAAGACGCUACGGGAGUUGAAGCACUUGAGAGGGGAGACGUUCGGGUUUCAGAUGAGUAAUGCGCAGACGUGGGUGAGUGCGGCGCUGACCAACGAGGACACGUGUCUUGAUGGGUUUGAAGGUGUCGAUGGAAAUGUUAAAUCGGACGUGAAGAGGAAGAUCACUAAUGUGGCUAAGGUUACCAGCAACGCUCUCUACAUGAUCAAUAGGCUCAAUGAAACUCAUUCUUGAUCAUCGCAAUUGAAUGGUUGUGAUUUAACAGCUUUAUCAUGUUCACGGUUUUUACUAUUUGCAAGCUGUAUAUGUAAUAAUAAUUGCUAUUUUUAGAUUAAG